GCCACCCGCGCGGCAUGUCUGGCCCGCCCCGCCGCCCGCCGCCGCUCACGGCCGGAGUCGGCGCGGUCCGCACCGAGCCCGGCGGUGCCGCGUAGCGCAGCGGCAGCGGAGCGGGAGCCCGACGGCGCGGCCGCAAGGUCACCGCGCGCCAUGGAGGCCAAGGUCCGCCAGAGCCGGCGCUCGCGCGCGCAGCGAGACCGCGGCCGGCGCCGGGAGGCGGCCCGCGACGCCCGCGACCAGAGCGCGUCGUCGGGGGACGAGCCCGAGCCCGGGCCCGGCAAGGAGAACACGGGCCUGCCCCGCGCGCCCCCGCCCCGCGCCGCCGCCGCGCGACCCCCGCGCCGCCGCCGCCGCGAGUCCAGCUCGCAGGAGGAAGAGGUCAUCGAUGGCUUCGCCAUCGCCAGCUUCAGCACGCUGGAGGCCUUGGAGAAGGACAUGGCCCUGAAGCCACACGAGCGGAAGGAGAAGUGGGAACGUCGCCUUGUCAAGAAGCCCCGAGAGUCAGAAAACUGCCCGUCUGCAGAGCCUGGUGAGAACGGGCGGCCCCUGGAGGCAGGCAGCUCCGAGCAGGACCUGGAGCCCCCCUGCGACCGAGGGGAGAAGAAGGCCCCACUGCAGCCCGCCAAGCAGAUGAAGGUCACAGUGUCCAGAGGGGGCGACCACAACAGUGACGGCGACAGCGUCCGAGAAGCCACCAGCUCCCGGAGGAGCAGUUCUCGGGACCAGCUCAGCGACAGCUCGGCGCAGGCGGUCUCAGGCAGAGGUUACUCCUGCGACAGCGAGAGCGACGGAGACGACAAGGCAUCUGUGGGCUCCGAGAAGCUCUUUGCCCCGGCAGCCGAUAAAGGACCCACGCUGGGCGAGAAGUCCGAGGCCAAGGCCGGGGCGGCGCCCAAAGUCUCGGGCCUGGAGCGCAGCCGCGAGCUGAGCACCGAGCCGCCCUUCCUGCCCCCUGUGCGCAGCCCCGCGCCGGUCCUGCCCUCCGCCGGCCCCGCGCCCGGCGCCCCAUCCAGCCCACCCAUCAAGAAGGAAGCCCCGGCCUUGCCCCGCCUCACGCCGCAGCCGCCGCCGCCGCCCGCGCCCCUGCAGACCCGGGCCUCCCUCCCGACGCACGUGCCUCUCCCCCCAGGCGCCUUCCUGGGCCCUGGCGCGGCAGCGCACAACGGCCUGCACAGCCGCAGCAGGAGCAGCAGCGCCAGCAGCGGCGCCAGCCUGGGGCUCGCGAAGCACGCGUCCCUGUCGCCUCACGGGCCGGGCCCCCACCUCUCUACCUCACACUUGGCGCUCCGCUCGCAGGCCCAGCACCAGCACCGCGCGGCGGCCAUGUUCGCCGCGCCCCCGACACUGCCCCCGCCCCCGGCGCUGCCGGCCAACAGCCUGGUCAUCCCAGGACACCCCGCCGAUGCCAGCCUGUUGAUCUCAUUCAGCCAGCCAAUCAUGUAUUGCCAGCCUCAUUCGGGGAUUCUGAUUGGUACUUGGUCACAGGCACCUCUCUUACCUCCACCCUGGGGCCCGCACGUAGCGAGCGGCCACCACGGCUUGGCCUGCCGAAACCGGGAGUGCCAGCAGGUGACUAUCCGCCUCGCCCCGCCGGGAGCCCGCGGCCGACGUGCCUCUCUGUCUCUCUCUUUUUCUCUUGUAGAUCACGAGCUGCUCAGGCAAGAGCUGAACGCGCGUUUUCUGGUCCAGAGCGCCCCCCUGGGCCCGGGAGCUCUGCUGCGGGCGGAGUUCCACCAGCACCAACACACACACCAGCACACACACCAGCACCAACACACAUUCGCCCCCUUCCCUGCCGGGCCGCCCCCGACGCCGCUCCUGCCGCCCGCCGCACCCCCGCCGUUUGACAAGUACACGCCCAAGCUGGACAGUCCCUACUUCCGACAUUCCAACUUUUUCCCGCCCUUCCCUCCAGCCGUCCCAGGACUGCCCGCCCUGCUCCCACACCCAGGUCCCUUUGGAUCCCUGCAGGGUGCUUUUCAGCCCAAGACUUCAAACCCACUCGAGCUAACAGGCCAGGCCAGUGCCGUUCACACCCUCCUACAGAAAGCCCCCGGGGUGUCAGACGCGUACCGGACAGCAGUCAGGAAGCCCGGGAAGUGGUGUGCUGUGCACGUGCAGAUCGCCUGGCAGAUCUACCACCAUCAGCAGAAGGUAAAGAUGCAGCUGGGCCCUCACAAACUGGACGCGGGCGCCAAGCUGGACUUGUUCAGCAGACCCCCAGCCCCAGGUGUGUUCGCCGGAUUCCACUACCCGCAGGACCUGGCCCGGCCCCUCCUCUCCAGCUCAGGUGCUGCCCACCCCACCACCAACCCGUUCGGACCCUCAGCCCAUCCUGGCAGCUUCCUGCCCACUGGUCACUUGACGGACCCUUUCAGCAGAUCAAGCACCUUCGGGGGCCUGGGGAGCCUGGGCAGCAACGCCUUCGGAGGCUUGGGCAGCCACGCGCUGACUCCCGGUGGCGGCCUCUUUGCCCCCAAGGAGGGCCCCACACUGCACGGCCUGCCCAGCCCCCGCGAGGCCUGGAACCGGCUGCACCGGGCGCCGCCCUCAUUCCCCACGCCGCCCCCGUGGCCUAAGCCUGUAGACGCCGAGCGGGUCUCAUCCCUGACCAACCACGACCGAGAGCUGGACAAGAGCAGGGAGGAGCGGGACCUCCAGGAGAAGAUGCGCCUGCCGAGCCGGACCUCGCCCGCGGCUGCCGUGGGCCACCCGGGCAGCGGCCUCCUGCUCCGUGGCCAGGGCGAGCCGGGCCGGCCCGGGGUUCCUGCCGAGCGCGAGGCCGACCCCCGCGUCAAGGAGAGCCGCUCCCCGGCCCGGGAGGACAGCGCCAAGCCCAGCAAGGCGGCCCUGGGGGACGGCCUGCGCCUGGCGGGCCUCCUGGGCCGUGAGUCGGCGAAGCCGCUCGAGGCGGCGGCCGAGCGGCCCCAGAACGACGUGAAGGUCAAGGAGGAGCGCGGGGAGGACGGCGACGCGCCCCCGCAGCCCGGCCCGGGCCCCGCGGGCCGCGAGCGCCCAGCUUUCGCCUGGGAGCCGACGCGGGAGGCCUACCGCGGCCCGGAGCAGCUCCGCCGCGCCCCGCUCGCCCCGGGCCCUGCCGCCCUCCUCGAGCCGCCCGAGCGCCCCUACCGCGACCGCGAGCCGCACGACUACAGCCCCGAGCGCUUGCGGGAGGCGCGCCGCGACGAGCUGGAGCGCGCCCGGGCCGCGCACCUGGACGGCGCGGCGCUGCUGCCCGCGCUGGGCGCCCUGCACUACCCGCGCGCGCCGCCCCCACUGGUGGCCGCAGCCAGGCCCCCCACGCCCCCCGGGCCGCCGCGGAGCAGGACUACGCCGCUCGGGGCCCGCGCGCCCGGCGAGGCCCGCGAUUUCUCCCCGUCGCGCAACCCCCAGGAGGUGGAGGCGCGGUAG
Messenger RNA from Physeter macrocephalus (sperm whale), 3411 nucleotides. RefSeq names its product fibrosin like 1 (gene FBRSL1). Bases 151 to 3411 code for a protein of 1086 amino acids. NCBI's taxonomy places the organism in Eukaryota, Metazoa, Chordata, Mammalia, Artiodactyla, Physeteridae. The transcript has 19 exons. The record is from RefSeq and is a predicted model, not a curated record.